Molecule: messenger RNA, 3677 nt
Organism: Musa acuminata subsp. malaccensis (wild Malaysian banana)
Lineage: Eukaryota; Viridiplantae; Streptophyta; Magnoliopsida; Zingiberales; Musaceae
Source: RefSeq, a predicted model, not a curated record
GUUAUAUUACAGAAAAUGUUAUUGAGUUAUGGUCUUUGCAGGCUUCCUUAAAAACGCUGAGGUAUUUAUUAAUCAGUUCUUUUACCUGUUGGAAGCUAUCACAAAAGCAGCGACUCCGAAGUUUGAUAACUGGAAACACAAAUCUGACCUUUAAAUCCCUUUCCUGCCACAACACCCAAACCUGUGAAUUCUCUUUCUUUUCAGGACCGUUACACCAUCAAUGAUUUCUCCUACCUCUCCAAUAAGAUAUCUGUGGCUCACAUUCGACCAGUCAAUGCUCGUCACCCAGGCUAUUGAAUGGUAUUUGUUAUAAUAAGCUCCAUUUAGACUAUCUGCAUCCUGAAUGACAGUUGACUGCAUAAGUAGCUGGUUUUGUGGUUUUAUGUUUGGAAUCCCUUCAUUCUUCCCACGCUUUUGCUUCUUCGUCUCAUUUAUCUAGCAUUAUUGUCUCACAUGUCUCAUACUGCACACUUUCCAAUCUAACCUUACUAGUUCUAGUUUGUCACAGCCGAAAGCAAAGGGAGAAAUAAUUGAAUUCUUUCCAGCCAAUUCUGACAUAAAAAUUAGCGUACUACAUCUUCUUUGGAGAGACUAAACUUAAGAGGCCGACUCUUUGGUUAAUUUUAGUGUCACUGUAUGAGACUUCUUUGCCUAAAUCCUGUAACAUGUCAUUGUCAAAAACUAGACACUUUUGCAGCAAGCUCUGUUCCCUUCAUGUUUGAUGUAGCAGAAACCUCUCCCUUUUGUGCUAAUUAGCACACUGGUUUCAGAGCAAAAGUCCCAUUCACAUGGGCUCCUUUUGGUUGUAACCCAGGUUCAUGGUGCACCAUUAUCUUUUAGAUUCCAAUCACUUUAUCUGCCUCUUAGUUGGAUCCAUUAUUGCCUUCCUUUACCACCACCAUCUUUAGUUUGAGGUCCCUCGUCAGCUCAGGGAAGAUAUCAGAUAUAAAGCAUGCAUUAUGAAGGUGAGCUAUUGAGUUGUUAUAUUUGUUAUUUGAUAUUUUUCCGACGAAACCUUACUAAUUUUCUACUUCACUUUUCUAUUCCAUGAAUUUAUACCUAUAUUCUAACAUAGGAAUGAAGUCAGUGGAUCAUGAGAAGUGCGGAGUCUACAUGAACAGCUUUCUUCCUUACGUGUGUAACAUGGCACUGCUCUGCUCUGCUCUGCUCUUUUGUGCACGUAACAGGCAUCCCCAACCAUUACAAGCUGUGGCUUGCAAGAGACGGGGCGAGAUGCUUUACGUCUCAAGCCACGAUCUACGGAUCGGACGGUCACGAUGGGGAGGAGAAGAAUCCAAAAGCCCUAAAACUGGUGCCGUUCAGGAGAUGGACGUCUGAGAUCGGCCCAUCAGGACUCCUAGAUGCGUGUUUCCACACCAUGGGCUGCCAUAAAUAGCGAGCGAAGGUCGCCUCCUUCCUCAGCAAGCAAAAGGCGCGACAUGAUAUAUACACGAAAAAUUAGCGAGGAAGGCAUCCACCACCGCCUUCAACUCCGUCUCCAUCCUUCGCCGUCACCGCCUCCUCUUCUUCCUUCCAUCUCCCACUCGAUCGAUCACAAGUUUCAAGUCAUGCUGAGUUUUCACUACCCUUUAAUCCAAUGAAGAUCUACUGUUUCACAAGCUGGUUCGAGAAGGUCUUCACCAAAGAUCUCAUUUUGGUGGAGCAUCCACACUGUGAGACCUGCACCUGAUGUUGGAUUCCGUUCGUACUCGAUGGAUGGCAUGGAUGUGGCCCGAGAACGGGAACUUGCAUGUUAUAAGGCCAACCGUGUGUGAGACUUGGUUGGUCUGUGAUCCGGGGUACUCGGUCGCGGCCCUGUGGGUAAUGCCACGAGUUCUGAGAUGAUCUGAAGCUUAUCUCAUUCCCUGUCGUAAUUAACAGAUUGUGUUCGGUAGAGAUCGAAGAGAGCCGCCAAAGACGUCGAUGCGAUGACGAAUACUGCCAUGGAGGAGGAUCCCCACAGUAAUGUCAGCAGCAGCAGGGACAGGUACGCUGAGUUCAUGAAGGACUCCUGCUGCGCCCGCUACUUCCUCGGGCCGAACCCCUCCAUUGCGAGGUUCGUCUACGCUCUCAUCUUCCUCGUCACCUGCCUCCUCGCGUGGACCGUUCGAGACUAUGGCCGCAAUGCCCUCUCCGAGCUCGAGAGACUCAAAGGUUGUCAUGGUGCUCGAUAUUGUUUAGGCGCGGAAGGUGUACUCCGCGUAAGCUUUGGCUGCUUCUUAUUCUUCUUUGUCAUGUUUCUGUCCACCAUGGGGACGAAGAAACUAGAAGACUCUCGGAAUUUGUGGCACUCCGAAUGGUGGCCUGCCAAGAUCAUCAUUUGGAUUGUCUUCAUGGUGGUACCAUUCUUCAUACCCUCUGCAUUUAUCCAGCUCUAUGGGAAAUUUGCACACUUUGGUGCAGGCGCAUUUCUUAUGAUUCAGCUUAUCAGCGUAAUCAGUUUUAUAACUUGGCUAAACGACUGCUGCCAAUCUGAGAAAUAUGCAAAGAGAUGCCAGUACCAAGUGAUGGUUCUCUCAGCCACAGCAUAUGUUUCAUCCAUCUCAGGAAUUAUUUUGAUGUAUAUCUGGUAUGUGCCCAGUUUAUCCUGCAGCCUCAAUAUCCUCUUUAUCACCUUGACCCUGGUGCUUCUACAACUCAUGAUCCUCACAUCAAUGCAUGCGAAGGUUAAAGUAGGAUUUCUGGCACCAGGGCUGAUGGGAAUGUAUGUUGUGUAUCUUUGCUGGAGUGCAAUCAGGAGUGAGCCACAGACAGAGAUCUGCAAUAAGAAAACAGAAGUUGUGACAAGUGCAGAUUGGCUUACUAUUGUGAGCUUUGUUAUUGCUGUCCUUGCAAUAGUAAUUGCAACAUUUUCAACAGGGAUAGACUCCAAAUGCUUUCAGUUCAAGAAAACUGAAGCAGAGUCAGAAGAUGAUGUUCCCUAUGGGUAUGGCUUCUUUCAUUUUGUCUUUGCUAUGGGAGCAAUGUACUUUGCCAUGCUAUUUGUGGGAUGGAAUGCACAAAACACCAUGCAAAAGUGGACAAUAGAUGUUGGAUGGGCCAGCACUUGGGUCAGAAUUGUCAAUGAAUGGGUAGCAACACUUGUCUACAUAUGGAUGCUGGUUGCACCCCUUGUGUGGAAGAGCAGAAGGCAAGCAGAUCCAGUAUAGGACAUGAGGAUUGUUCUUGAUUUCUUGUGUAGAGAGUACAUAGGCAACUGCUGCUUCUUGUGUAGAGAGUUGAUAGAAUCAUCAUCAGCUCCAGAUCUCUAUAUGUCUAGCAACUGCAUUCUAGCUGGUACAAGUUAGAUUGUCUCAAGCAUCACCCACAACACAGUGGUAUUGAGUUCACAGCAUCAGUUGUGAUGGAUCCCAAAGCAUUCUUUGGAGACUUUAUGAGUUGGCUGCAGGUUUCAGGCUGUGGGUGUGGAUGCAAUGGCAUACACAUCCUCUGGAGUUGCUCAAGAGCCAGAAAGGAUUGUAUAUAUCGCAUAUCAAUUCUUUAAGAAUACUAGAAUCUCAAAUUCAUAUAAGCAGGGAAAUGUAAUAGGGUUGUGAUGUCCAAAUGGAUGUCUGAGUCUAGUAUAGCUGCUAUUUGGUGCCAUCUCAGAAAUGCAUAUUUCUGCAUCUUCCUGGUAGGAAAGCAGAAUUCUGAUCCAAACAUGUUGAGCAAAAUGUAACAGAUUCUUUUUCUUUCCA